Messenger RNA from Penaeus indicus, 1756 nucleotides. It is a transcript of the gene Pex7, whose product is annotated as peroxisomal targeting signal 2 receptor-like. The transcript is spliced from 8 exons. NCBI's taxonomy places the organism in Eukaryota, Metazoa, Arthropoda, Malacostraca, Decapoda, Penaeidae. Bases 106 to 1095 code for a protein of 329 amino acids. Gene Ontology annotation, biological process: protein import into peroxisome matrix. The record is from RefSeq and is a predicted model, not a curated record. Gene Ontology annotation, molecular function: protein binding. Gene Ontology annotation, cellular component: peroxisomal matrix; cytosol.
GAAAGAUUCAUCAGCUGUAGGGUUGCUCCGAAACGUGAUCGCUGGAAGACGCGUAUAUCUCUCCGUUUUUUUCCGAAAAUUAAAGAGGAAAAGUUUUGAUUCAGUAUGGCGGCCAACUUAACAAGGCGCCUACCAACACCAAAUCAUCAUGGAUAUAGUGUCAAGUUUUGCCCCUUCAACAGAGAUAUUAUUGCAGUUGCGACAGCACAGAAUUUUGGUUUGUCUGGUGGAGGAAUGUUGGUAGUAAAAAAUCUGAAUGCACCUGGUGAUGGCACAGUUAGCACAUGUGUAUGGGCAGAUGGACUUUUUGAUUUGACUUUUAGUGAACAAACACCAAACUGCAUUGUCACAGCCUCAGGGGAUGGUUCCCUGCAGCUAUGGGAUAUAACAAAAUCACAGGCCCCUAUAAUGAUCUACCGUGAGCACCAAAAGGAAGCAUACAGUUUAGACUGGACUCAGACUAGAGAUAGUCAGCUCUUUGUGUCUUCGUCAUGGGAUGGAACUAUAAAACUGUGGGAUCCAAAUCGAGAGAAAUCCUUGUUGACAAUGCAGGGUCAUGAAACCUUAGUAUAUCAGGCUGUAUGGUCACCACACAUCACUGGGUGUGUUGCUUCAGUGUCAGGUGAUCAAACAUUAAGAAUAUGGAAUACCAAGAAAGACACCAGACCUGUAAUGACAAUAAGAGCUAAUCAGGGAGAAGUGCUUACAUGUGACUGGUGUAAAUAUAACCAAAAUAUCCUUGCUACUGCUGGUACUGAUUGCAAGAUUUGUGGAUGGGAUCUUCGACGACCAGGAGAACCUGUUUAUGUACUUCAGGGUCAUGGGUAUCCUGUACGCAGAAUUAAAUAUUUUCCAUUUGCUGAAACCCAGCUAGCUUCAGUAUCCUAUGACUUAACAACAAGAAUAUGGGACCAUUCACUACCAAACCCCAGCUUAUCUGUUUUGGAAACCCACAGUGAAUUUGUCUAUGGCCUAGAUUUUUCAAACCAUGUUGAAGGAUUACUAGCAGACUGUGCUUGGGAUCAGUCAGUUGGUAUAUACAAUGUUUUUAAACCUGGGAAAUCAGGACCACCUACAUAUGGAGGUGCAACAUGAUCAUUCCGCUUUGUGGAGUGCACCGAAAGGAUAGUUUCUUAUACACUAGUAAGAAAAUGUGCAAUUUUUAAAAGAUGUUUCGAGUUACCGAAGGAGAUUUAUAUAUAAUUCUAAUUUUGAUUUUCCAUUGUUAAUUAUCCUAUACAGAGUAAGACAAGUUUGUAUGAAAUGCUUCCAGAUAUGUCAAUUGUAGAAUGCUGACCAGACUCUGAUAGUAUCAAGAACAAAAUAUGGUUUUAGCCUCAAUUAUUAAUAAUGAUGGCAAGCAAUUCUUACCAAGCAGACCAUAAAGAUUAGUGAGAUAAACACAAAGAAUCUGUAAAUGUGUAUGGUGUUUUUUCCUCCCAAUAAUCUAAACAUAAUUGUUAAACAAGCUGCCUAUACAGUAUAUGGUUGUUCAGUGACCUGGCGGACAAAGAUAUGAAAAUAUAAUUAAGUGGGAAUUAGAAAGUAAAUAUUGACAUGUAAAAACAAAUAGGUACCAUCAGGAACACUGCCUAUGACAUCACAGUGAUAUACUCUGAGCCUUCUAUUGUGCAGACUAUUAGAAUUCCAUCUAAUUAAUAAAAUUACGAGAAAAUGGUAUUUUUCUAAUAACAGUUUCUAAUAUAAGAUUUCAAUUUACCACCAUUCUCUUCUUAACUUGUUAAAAUACAAAUCU